Messenger RNA from Didymodactylos carnosus, 803 nucleotides. The record is from the annotation of a GenBank genome assembly. Lineage: Eukaryota; Metazoa; Rotifera; Eurotatoria; Philodinida; Philodinidae.
AUGACAAAUUUGAAAGGUUUCGGUUGUAAUGAAAAUGAACAUUAUUGCAUUAAAUUCGUCGAUGAUGGUAAUAAUAUUAAUAUGACAUGUUUGCCAUUGAAUAAAGCUGCAGAUGGAAUCACUGAUUGUAUCAGAAGCACUGAUGAACGUAAAAUAAAUAAUUGUUCAAUAUGGUAUCCACAAGAACUGGAUAAACGUUUUCAUUGCAUGAAUAGCGAUAUUUGUACAGAUCCGUCACAAGUAUGUGAUCGAACAUUUGAUUGUCCAUAUGGUGACGACGAGAGAGUUUGUCCAUGUUACAGUAUUCGGCUAAUCAUUUACUUGUUAACUGAAAAUGAUUCAAUAAUAUCACAUGAAGAAAUUGUGCAUAAUCAAGAUGCAUUUGGACAUUCGAAAUAUUUUGUAUAUUUAAUGAGCGGACGACCACGACAAUUACCAAAAUAUAUUCGUAUUGAUUCAUAUGUUAUAGCAAUAACAAAUGUUCAAUAUAUCAAGUUGGCUUUAUCAAAUAUUAUUCCUCUGCCAUUCGUCAAUAGAUUAGCCCUUUUAUUAUUACUCGAAAUAGGUAUGUUACAAACCCAAACCCAAGUCUCAGACUUGGGUUUGGGUAUUGGGUACCCAAGUCUGAGACUUGGGUUUGGGUAUUGGGUACCCAAGUCCGAGACUUGGGUUUGGGUAUUGAGUCAGACUUGGGUUAUUAAAAGACUCCUUUUAACUGAGAUAACUUCUUUUGUUGUGGCUCUUUGAGAAAACAGGAUGUAAGAUGUUUAUUUCGGCCUGUGGGCAUACGUAAUGCCUUACGC